AUGGAUCUUGAGUUAUUACAAGAUCUGUCCAAAUUCAAUAUCCCAGCAACCAUUAAGAUCGGAUCCAAAACCACUAGGAACAAAAACAACGGCGACGAAGAUGAAGAUGGCUUUAGCUGCAGCACACCCACAUCUCAAGAACACAAGAUUCCCUCCGUUCUUGAUUCUCCACCUCCACCGCCAAGAAAACCUCGUCCACCGCCGUCAAAACCGUCGGCUACGGCGGCUAUGAUGAUCAGAUCGUGUAAGAGGAAGCUCUUAGUGUCGACUUGUGAGAUUAUAAUGAACCGAGAAGAGAUUGACCGUUUCUUCGCAUCCGUUUAUAGUGACACGUCGACCACGGCAAAACGGCGGAGACGUUAUCCACAUUGUGCGUGA
Eruca vesicaria subsp. sativa (arugula) is the source of this 378-nucleotide messenger RNA. The record is from the annotation of a GenBank genome assembly. Lineage: Eukaryota; Viridiplantae; Streptophyta; Magnoliopsida; Brassicales; Brassicaceae.